Molecule: messenger RNA, 141 nt
Organism: Funneliformis geosporum
Lineage: Eukaryota; Fungi; Glomeromycota; Glomeromycetes; Glomerales; Glomeraceae
Source: the annotation of a GenBank genome assembly
AAGGAUGCGGAGAUAUAUUCUUCGCAGGAAUACACUAUUUGGGAUGAAAGUGACGGGGCUACGAUCGAAAGUUUAUCAGAGUAUGGUACUACAAAAUGGAAAGAUCUCGCAACUUCUUAUGUCAACAAGACUUUGAAACAU